AUGAAAAUUGCAAAUAAUUCUAAUGAUACUUAUCGCGAAAGAAUCGCAUUCUUUAUAAACAAACAUCAAGAUGCUUUAAACUUUGUGGAACAUAUCGAAAAUAUCUUCACUAUACCUUUCGGCGCGCAAAUGAUCAUAAUAACCAUAGGAUUAAGUAUUACAUUACUGCAAUUUACGCAGCAAAACGGCGAUAUUUUAAUAUCAAUAAGAUACGUGUUGUACAUUCUCGGUCAACUGUUUCAUUUAUUCUGUCUCUGUUUCGAAGGACAGAAGCUAAUAGAGCACAGCACUCUGAUGUGCGAUAAAAUAUACAGCAGCACCUGGUACGAAGUAUCCAUGAGAUCGCAAAAGUUAAUCGUGAUGGUGAUGAUGAAAAGUGUACGACCGAGUUUCUUAAGCGCUGGCAAGAUCUACAUUUUCUCCCUGGAGAACUUUACCAUGGUUCUACAAACUUCGAUGUCAUACUUUACGGUGCUUAUCAAAAGUCUUACUGAUCAACUGUAUGACGAUUGGAACAAGCUGAAUAGCGCGGAGGAAUAUGAAAUUAUGAAAAAGUAUGCCACGAACGCAAAAUUGAUUACUUUGGCAUAUUUCUUACAUAUUUUAUUGUGCUUAUGUAUGUUUCUAUUAAUUUCCCUCAUGCCUACAUUACUGAACAUCGUGUCACCUCUAAACGAAUCCCGGCCUAUAAUUAUGCCUUAUAGUGCCUAUUAUUUCGUGGACGAAGAAAAAUAUUACUUCUACAUUAUGUUUCAUAUUACUACGUGUUUGACUAUAGCUCUAUUGGCUUUACUCGCGCACGAUUGUGUGCUUUUUAUUUACAUUGAGCAUGUCUGCAGUCUCUUUGCUGUGAUCGGAUUUCGUCUUGAGACUUUAUCACGUAAUAAUCUUAACAUUACGGCGAAUAAUCGUCCGGAUGAUCGAAAGAUCUACAAUCAGAAAAUCGCGAUCUCCGUUCAUGCACACUGGCGAGCUUUACGAUUCGCGGAGAUUCUUGAAGACUUCUUUUGCACUGCUUUCGCAGUACAUAUGCUGAUAUAUGUUGUAACAUUGAGCAUUAGUCUACUACAAGUUGCGUUACAAUAUGGCGACAUUAACGAAAUGUUGAAGUACCUAAUGUAUAUCUUUGGUCAAGUACUACACAUGUUUUGCUUCAGUCUGCAAGGUCAGAGAUUGAUCAAUCACAGCAUGCAAUUGCGCGACAAAAUAUACAAUUCGUCCUGGUAUAAAAUACCCGUGGAAUCACAAAAGCUGCUUCUGCACGUUAUGCGAAGGAGCAUGGAACCUUGUUUUUUGAGCGCUGGCAAGAUUUAUGUCUUCUCUUUGAAGAGCUUCACCACGGUAAAGAUUAUUUACUUUACUGUUGUCUCUUGUUUCUUUGAAGACUUUCUUAAUAUCGGCUCUUAUUUUUAA
This is a messenger RNA of Trachymyrmex septentrionalis, 1413 nucleotides long. RefSeq lists its product as uncharacterized. Gene Ontology annotation, biological process: sensory perception of smell; detection of chemical stimulus involved in sensory perception of smell. The record is from RefSeq and is a predicted model, not a curated record. Gene Ontology annotation, molecular function: olfactory receptor activity; odorant binding. The coding region runs from base 1 to 1413 and encodes 470 amino acids. Gene Ontology annotation, cellular component: plasma membrane. NCBI's taxonomy places the organism in Eukaryota, Metazoa, Arthropoda, Insecta, Hymenoptera, Formicidae. The transcript is spliced from 11 exons.